Molecule: messenger RNA, 9641 nt
Organism: Bactrocera dorsalis (oriental fruit fly)
Lineage: Eukaryota; Metazoa; Arthropoda; Insecta; Diptera; Tephritidae
Gene: Eip75B
Product: ecdysone-induced protein 75B, isoforms C/D
Exons: 7
Coding region: 1270-5937 (1555 amino acids)
Biological process (GO): hormone-mediated signaling pathway; positive regulation of transcription by RNA polymerase II; cell differentiation
Molecular function (GO): nuclear receptor activity; zinc ion binding; RNA polymerase II cis-regulatory region sequence-specific DNA binding
Source: RefSeq, a predicted model, not a curated record
GUCAGUAAGAGAAAGUACGGCAACAGCUUUGGUUGGUUUAAUUACUUAAGCAAUUUCGAUUGUAUACGAAUGACCACUGCGAUUGGAUAAAAAAUAUAUUAAAAAUUGUGAUAAAUUAAUUGUGUAUUCCAAAAGUUUGGUUAUUCUAGUAGAAAUACAUUCGAAAAAGUAAAUACAAUAUGCACGUGUAAAAAAGUUAUGUAAAAAACAGUGAAAACUAAUAUGAAAAUCCAAUUAAUGUAAAAGACAAAAUUGAAAUAAAUUGUUGAAAAAGUUGAAUAAAAAAUGUGUCAUAAAAAACCAACAAAUAUCAUAAAACUACUGUGAACUAUUAUCUGUACAUUUGUACAUAUAACGAAAAAAUAUACAUAUACUUUAUUAAAAAUACGUUCUUCGUCUGCUGUUAAAAGAUGUAAGUGUACUUUGUAAUAUCUAGUAACUCAGGAUCUAUAAAAAGUAUUUUUCGAAAAUAUUAAAAAUGGCAGACUACUUCAUAUAUAAAAUAUAUAGAGAUAAUAAAUUACCUUAAUACCGAAAAAAUAUAAUAAGUAAAUGAAAUAUCAUAAUAACCACAAAUAUAAAUACUACUGUGUAAAGACAAGGAUAUUUCGUGUGCUGCUAUGUUUAAACUAAGUACCAAAAUUGGAUUACAGAAUAAUGCCUUUAUAUUUAUGUAACCGCUUUACCAAACAUCUAAUCAAAGGGUAUCAACGAAAUCAUCUACAGUUUUUAAAAUACUGUGAAUAAAAUGAUAAGAAUACUACAUUCUUCGUGAUCUAAGGAGGAAGGAUUUAUACGAACAGUAUAUACAUAUUUAUAUGACAAAAUUGUCUACUGGAUAUAUUGUGGAUAAAGCCAAUGGAAAUAAAUUUAAGUUUUAAACGUAAUUUAAGGGAAAGUGAAAAAAUAUAAAUAUAUUUAUAUUGAAACUAGAAGGCUGAAAUUUUAGGAUUCUUGGUAAUUAUACAAAGGCAGAACACGAUAAUAUAAAGUGAAAUCUUUACGAAAGUGGUAUCUAGGACACAGUCAACACAACCAAAUAAAGCUGAAUAAAUGAGACUGACUAUAACAUUAAGUUUUGAAAAUAGUCUAAGUAGUGUCUAAGACGGUUAAAGCUAAAAUAUAUAAACAAUCGAAGAGUGUUUACAGAAAAACAAUAGAGGCCAAGCCAACAUUUAACCAUAUUCUCUGUCUGGGAUUUUAUUUGCAUAAUCACUUUAUAUGCAUUGAAAUAUCCUUUGUUUUUGUAAUAUAAUUACAACAUACACAAUGCUUAAGAGAUUUAAAUAUAUUGACGCAACCGCUGGUCUAGUUAACGCUAAUAAUCAAGAAUCAACAGAAACGGAGCCCUGUUCUGAUAAAAAUAUUUCGGCUAAAAAUAAUUUGUCAUAUAUAAAAUUGAUUAAAACAGAGCCUAUUGAUCUAGAAAUGGCAUAUGUGGAAUCAAACGAUUCAAAAGAAUAUCGUUUAGAAAAUAUAUCGCAAACUAAAUUAAUGAAAAAGUCAAAAGUAAAUGAAACUGUACUGAAGUCCACAAUAGCACCUUCAGUGAAUUACCAACACGUACAGAUACAAACUGUCCAACCGAGGCAACCGGGAGUAAAUUUACUUAAUAAUUCUAAUGCUAUGCAAAAAGUUACAUUGACCCCACGUUUGGAGGUGAUUAAUAGGUCUACAUCUAACGAUGGGGGAAGUGAUAUUGGUAAUAUCAUAAGGCAAGCUUAUACUUCCCAACAGCACAUUUCCAGAGACCAAUCUCAGCCUCCACAUUCUUUCCAUACAAGUGCGCGGAUAGAACAACGAGUUUUACAACGUCAACAAUCGGAUUCCAUAACUGGACCGCAAAUUAUAAUUUCCCGACAACCAUCAAAUAUUGUGUCUCCUACUGCUUUACAGCGUCGUCAUUCUGCAAGUCCUUCACAUUGUGAAGGGAAUCCAUCUUUUGUAAGUUUAAGUAAUAAUUCGGAUUGUGUAUCUUCUUCUCCACCUCCAUCUCUUCGAACUUUACAACAAUAUUCAACAAAUCGUUCGCCGCAACCAUCACCACCACCGUUGUCCUUACAACAUCAUGUACGGGUUAUAAGAGAUGGUCGGUUAUAUGAAGAAGCUGCUUCAAGACCAGUUCACUCUUCUCGACAAUCCGAAUCUCCCCCUCCGUUGUUACACCAUCACCAAUCUCGAUCUGCUCCCGUUUCACCGGUUGUACCUCGUCGAUAUUCGAUUUCCCCACAAGAUAUUCCGACAUCAUCUUUAUUCCAACAACAAACAAUUGAAAAGCAUCAAGGGCAUUCACAAGUCGUGGUUAAUAAUAACAAACAUGAAAUUCAUAUAUCAGAUACUUUAGGACACUUUCAAAGGAAGAAAAUGAUUUCUCCUCCUCUUCCAUCUUCAACAUCUCUUCAUACGUCGGUUAUUGCAACGGAUCCAUCAUCCACCCAAGUUUUGAUGGAAACUCCUUCGACAACACUAAGUAAUUCCCAUUCGCACCGGUAUGCACUUUCAUCAUCAGCACGAAAAUAUAUUGUUACCACUAAUACACCACAAUCGAGCUCAAUACCAACAAGCAUUCUACGACAACAACAUGUUAAAUUUGUUCAACACAAGCACCAAAUUCCCCAAUAUCAAGAAGAUGGAAAUACUUCGUUACAAUUGACAGCUGCCACAUCUUCUUCAACAUCAACUGGAACUCGAAAUUUUCGUUUACCUGUUGUUACUAGUAGCAGUAGAUGCUCUAAUAUUGGCACCAACGACCAACAAUUUCAUAGCCACAAUAACACUGCCAUGCGGCCGCCUCCACCACCACCUCCAAAGAUCAAAAACUCAUGCUCUUCUAUCACUUUACCCACUACGAAUAAUGGGGGAACUUCCACUAGCGAGGAGCCGUCCAGCUCAAUUCCAGAUUUGGAAUUUGAUGGCACAACAGUACUAUGCCGUGUCUGUGGUGAUAAAGCGUCUGGUUUUCAUUACGGUGUACAUUCCUGUGAAGGUUGUAAGGGAUUUUUCCGGCGCUCUAUUCAGCAAAAAAUUCAGUACCGUCCGUGUACUAAAAACCAACAAUGUAGCAUUUUACGAAUUAACCGUAAUCGCUGCCAAUAUUGUCGGUUAAAAAAAUGCAUUGCAGUAGGAAUGAGUCGUGAUGCGGUUCGUUUUGGCCGAGUCCCAAAACGUGAGAAAGCGAGAAUAUUAGCUGCUAUGCAGCAAAGUACACAAAAUCGUGGUCAACAACGUGCGCUGGCAGGAGAACUAGAUGAUCAACCAAGACUUAUAGCUGCUGUACUUCGAGCUCAUUUAGAAACUUGUGAGUUUACAAAGGAAAAAGUUUCUGCAAUGCGUCAAAGAGCAAGAGAUUGCCCGUCAUAUUCGAUGCCAACUCUAUUGGCAUGUCCUCUAAAUCCUGCCCCUGAGUUACAAUCAGAGCAAGAGUUUUCCCAACGAUUUGCCCAUGUCAUACGUGGCGUUAUUGACUUUGCGGGUAUGAUACCUGGUUUUCAACUGCUUACACAAGACGACAAAUUUACUUUGCUAAAGGCAGGCCUUUUCGAUGCGUUGUUCGUACGUUUGAUUUGCAUGUUUGAUUCCUCUAUCAAUAGUAUUAUAUGUUUAAAUGGACAAGUUAUGCGCCGCGAUGCAAUACAGAAUGGAGCAAAUGCACGUUUUUUAGUGGAUUCCACAUUUAAUUUUGCUGAGCGAAUGAAUUCCAUGAAUUUGUCAGAUGCAGAAAUUGGACUAUUUUGUGCAAUCGUUCUUAUCACACCAGAUAGACCGGGCUUGCGAAACAUUGAAUUAAUCGAAAAGAUGUACAGUCGAUUAAAAGGUUGUUUGCAAAAAGUUAUAAGUCAGAACCGUGCUGAUCAACCGGAUUUCAUGUCUAAAUUGUUGGACACAAUGCCCGAUUUGCGAACACUUAGCACACUUCAUACAGAGAAAUUGGUAGUUUUUCGUACAGAACACAAAGAGCUAUUACGCCAACAAAUGUGGACAAUGGACGAUGAGCAAUCAACGAAUAUUAAGAGUCCUGUUAUCAAUUGGGAUGAUGCUCGUAUGGACGUUGAAGCCAAAAGCCCUCUUGGUUCAGUAUCAAGUACUGAAUCAGUAGAUUUGGAAUACAGCACCUCCUCUACCACCUCAGCGCCACAUCAUCGCGUUAAUAAUCUAGAUCAGCAACCGUCAGCAUUAGCUUCGUCAACUCCUUUGUUAGCGGCAACAUUAUCUGGUCCAUGUCCUCUACGUAACAGAGCCAAUUCUGGCUCAUCUGGCGAUUCUACCACUGAAAUGGAUAUUAUGGGCUCCCAUGCACACCUUACCCAGAAUGGGUUAACAAUCACUCCAAUUGUUCGAUCGCAUUCCCACCAACAGUUGCAUCAUCAUUUAACUACUGGCGCGCCAAACAGAUAUCGCAAAUUAGACUCACCAACUGAUUCAGGCAUCGAAUCCGGUAAUGAAAAGAAUGAUUGUGUUAUCAAAGCUGUAAGCUCUGGAGGUAGUUCCUCUUGUUCUAGCCCACGUUCUAGUGUAGAUGAUGCAUUAGAUUGCACAGAUACACCUGCAGCAAGCACCAGUCAAGUUAAAUUAUCUGUUUCUCCUGUUCGUUCACCUAAACCCAUCGCUCCAACAUCCACCUCAUCUUUAACUGGAAUAGUUAGUACGCCAAAUUCCCUUAAACGUCAAAUUGUCGAAGAUAUGCCAGUAUUGAAGCGAGUACUAGAAGCGCCGCCACUUUACGAUACCAAUUCACUAAUGGAUGAAGCUUAUAAGCCACAUAAAAAAUUUCGAGCAUUACGACAUCGUGAAAUCGAAAUUGCAGAGGCAGAUCCAAGUUCCACAUCUAAUAAUUCUUUAAAUACAGAGAAAAUAACCACACCAAAAGCAGAUGCAAAUAACACGGUACAAAGUUCGCAAGUGGCAACAGCAGCAAGUAGUCCACCGCCGUUUAUUCAAUCAACGGGUACAGCUUGUACUCCAUUUGUUACUUCUCAUUGUACAGUAACAACAGCGUCAUCUCCACAUUCCCACGCUAUAACUGGAAGUUCUUUAAACAGCCAUCACCAGAGUCAGCUACAUAUGCAUUUGACACGUCAUACGAGUUCGAAUCAUAAUACUAGUAGCAAUGGUAACCAAAAUCAUACUAGUAAUGUACCGCCACAACAGCAAUCUUCUUUAUCUAGUACACAUUCAGUGCUCGCUAAAUCCCUGAUGGCUGAACCACGUAUGACUCCUGAACAAAUAAAAAGAUCUGAUAUCAUCCAAAACUACAUUAUGCGCGAUCAAGCAUCCUGUUCUUCAGGUUCAUUGAUUCCUGGCACUCCAACCCAUACCAGAACACGAAGCCCAGCACCAGUGCAGCAUCUAUCCGCAAUGAAUCAGACUUCCCACCAUUAUACAUCUAUUGCUUCCCCAUCUUCAAGUAAUUCUCCAACUUGCUCAAGCACAGUCUGCAGUUCAUCUUCGACUACAACAAUAACAUUAACUUCACCACCAAACUCUGUUAGCCCAACUGUUACACGAUGGCACGGUCAUUCGGUUAUAACGACAACAAACAUCAACCAGCGCCAGCAAUCUGUUUCGCCAAGUAGUAAUGGGUCAUCUUCAUCAUCAUCUUCAUUAAAUGGUUGUCAAUAUUUUCAAUCUCCACACUCCACAUCAGCUGCAGUAUCUCCCCCUCGCCCGUCGCCAUCAGCUGUUCAUUCACCCCCACGCUUAUUGGAAUUGCAAGUGGACAUUUCCGAUUCACAACAACCGUUGAAUUUGUCAAAAAAAUCACCAACACCACCCCCAAAUAAGUUGCAGGCAUUGGUAGCGGCAGCAACUGCGGUACAAAAAUAUCCUACCGUUUCUGCCGAUGUAACUGUUACACCGGCUAAAACUGAAAGUCCGCAAACUGUAACCACUGUGCCAGCAAAUAGUACGCAGCAACUACAGGUCAUGCUGGAAGCGUAAGCUUAAUACAUAUAUGAGUUAGUGAAUAUUUUCGCUAUAUAAUUUUAUGUAAAGAAUGCACCAGUAUAAAAUAUAUUUUGAGAUUAUUCGAAAGAAAAUAUAAAAUGUGCAUGGUAUGAUAUUAAGAGGAAAAUUUGGAUUUGUACCAAAACCUAAAAGUUAAUAAGAUUAGGUAACAAAAAAGAGAGAGACUGAAUAUUCAUGUAUGUAUAUAUAAAAAAAAUGAAAUAUUUUAAAGUAUUGAUGCAAGAUGGAUAUGCUACUUGACGUGAAUGAAUUAAUACGUUUUUGGGACGAUCUUUAAUUAACCAAAAAAUAAAUAAAUAAACACAGAAAUAUACGUACAUUUGUGUAAAUGCGUAAAUAGACAUACAUAUAUCUUUUCCUUAAAACUUUUGAAGUUGAUAGUAGUGAAAACUGAUAAAUAAUUAUAAACUAUAACUUAUGUAUUAAAUAUAAAGAAGAACUGUAUAUGAAUCGAGCAUGGAUGCAUUUUAGAAGAUGUGGUAAAAAUUGUGACAAAGAGUUAUAAAUGGAAGUAUAAGGGGAGUUGCCAUUUUGCUUUCUGUUUUUCAAUUCAUAAAAAAAUUAAAGAUUUUUAUUGUAUAUUUUAAAUUUUGUUAUUAUAUUUUUUUGGAAAAUUUAAACAAAAAUUAAACUUUUUUGCAUAUGUAUGUGUACUAAUUAUUUGUAAUCAAAAUUAUUGUGAUUUUUUUUGUCAACCAAAUAUGAACUGUAUUAUAUUAAACGAUUGGUGUUUAUAAAAAUGUUAAUGGCAAAUCCUUAAAACUUAACGACUGUAUCUUCGAAGCACACAAAAUAAACUGUACAAAAUGCAUGCAAUAUAGAUUUAAAAUACCAUAACACCGUGACAAAAAUAAUUAAUUAUGCUACACUUCCUUUUAAAUCUAAUACGUAUAUGUAUUUGCAGUGAAGAGAAUAAUUUUAAUUGUAAGGCAAUGAAAUGUUUUUAGAUACAUGGCACAACGAUAUGAUAUUAUAUAUAUGUUAACUUAUAAAUGCCGUAUUACAUUAAAAUUGAGUAUAUAUAGAUACAUAUGUGUAUUUUAUUGAAUUAUCUAUAAAUUAAAUUCCGGCGCAUAGGAAUUCCCAUAAAAAGCUCAAACGCCGUUAUCGAAUCCAUUUUUUGCUCGGAAAGUUUUGAGAUCAAUGUAUAAUCAAAAGAAACAGAUAUUUGAAGUCUAGAUUUGCAUAAUUUAGCAAAUUGAAGAAGAAUAUCUACUGUAUUAAUUUAAGUUAUUUAUAAUUUCUGGAAAGAAAUGUUGUUCCAGUGGUCCAAUAUGAUUUAAUAUUGAAAACUCUACGAGUUUUUCAAUAAGCAAAAAAGUUGAUUAAUGUUUAAUUCUUCCUACUAUAUAUGCAUAGUAAAAUUUUGCUUUCAUAAGCAGUUUUACUUUAGAGAUCUUAUUUUAUAAUAAAAUUGUUUUAUUGUUCGUUGGUUUGUUUUAUCUUUAUUAUUAAAAUUUUCUAUUUAUCUGUUGGAGUGAUAAAUUUUUAACGUGUUACUUUUCUAAAAAUAAUUAAUAUUAUUGUUUUCUAAAUUUAUAAUAUGUAUAAAGUUCUAAAUAACUUUAAAAUGUAUAUAUAUUGUAUAUAAUUUUUCUUAUUUAAUAAGCACAUUAAGAUAAAAAAAUAUUCCUAAGUUAAUUUUUGUGUGCAUAUGUGUUUCCAAUUAUUGAAUGUAUUGGCCGUUGAUGUAUUGUUUAAUUUAAAACAAGUUCUUAAACUUUCAUUUAUUCUCAUGUUAAUAUGAUAAGAGAAAGUGAAUUUAUUCUUAUUAGUAAUAUUAGUAGUAUAGUGGUAGUAUGCUAUAUUUGUAGUAGGUACAAAAAAUAAAAUUUUUUCAAAUACACACACAUAUUUAAAAUAAAUUAAAAUAUUUGCGUUUAAUUUUUGUGAGUUAAAAUUUUAAAUAUUUUUUUUGUUAUUAUUAUCUUAACACAUACUUAAAGGCUUUUUUCUCCAACAAUAUUCUUUUAACUGAUAACUUUUUACGCUAAUUUGAACCACAAAUGUAUUUAUAUAUUUGGGCAUAUAAAUAGUUUAGCUGGUUAGCGAUUUCCUUAAUACAUAUUUAAUAUCUUAUAUGUAUUUUGUAUGUACGUAUACAUAUAUAUCAACUUAUAAAAACGUAUAAGUUGUUAAAUCAACAGUUUAACAGGAAUGGAAUUAUAUUAGAAUAUCAAGAAACGCUGAUGAAAAACUGUACGGAUAGGUGAGCGGAAUCAAAUAUUUUGGAAUGGUUAGUAUUUAUAAUAAUUAAUAAUUACAUAUUCAUAUAUAAAUAUACAUAUUUCUUUAUUAACUUUGAUAAUUAUGGUUCUCAUUUUAAAGCUCAAAAUUAAUAUUUAUCUGGCUCAAAGCUCUCUUCUGAAGUUGAUAGCAAUAGUCUACUUUACUGACAAAGUAAAGCUAAAGCUAAACCUUGAUGCUGUUGGUUACGCUAAGAAGCUUAAUAUUAUAGAAUGUAAAAAAAUGCUAACAUAAAUUAAAAUUGGUUUCAUUCCCUUUUGGCGGCUUUUUUUUAUUUGGCUAUGAAUGUAAAUCAUAUAUAAUUUAUUUGCCUUGCACAAAGAAAAUACCGAAAUAUAGAAUUAUAUUAUAACAAAAAUAACUGAAGCAUGAUUAAAAUAUUUUCAAAAUUAAUAUUUUUAUGGAUAAUUUUAAUUCUAAAUAAUAGAAAAAAAAUAUUAAAGAGUAUCUUUCAAAAUAUUGUAAAUAGCUAAUCUUAUAAUAACAAUAUUAAUAAAUCUAAUUAAAUACAUAUUAUUGAAAAGAUUUCUACAAUCACCAUCGUCAUAAACUUGUAUAGAUUUUUACGUGUACACACUGGAAUACUUACACUUAUGUAUGUAUGUACGUAAAAUGGAUGGGUCCAGUUGUGGUUAUACAGAAUAUCAAACAUAGAUCUGAUUGUGUGGUCAAUAUCCCUCCUGACACAAUUUUCAAAUCAAAUACUCAAUUGUAAAAUCUUUUUACAUUAAGGAUAUGCGAUUUUAAAGAAGUAAUAAUAAAAAAGUUUACAAAAUACAAAUAAGAAUAAAGCAAAGUUAGAACACACUGUACAUAUUUUUAAAUGAUAAAAUAGUCACAUUAAGCAAUGCACGUUACUAUAAAUCAAUGAAUGUAUAUUAACAUACUGCAUACAUAACGAAUACGUAUAAGACGAAUAUAUCAAUCAUAACAAAAAUAUUCGUAUGUGUAGGUGUAAUGAAUGGCCUGCCAAAAUUGAAAUUAGAAGGGAGGGAGUAUAAAAAAAAAACUUUACUCGUUGAUUUGAUAAAUUAAAUAUUCAAAUUAUGAAUGUAAUGACAUUUUAAAAACAUCAUGUUCAUAUAUUUUCAUAACUAUGGAUUGGAAUCGAAGUAUUUAAAAAACACAUUGAUUGAAAUUUAUAAGAUAAUUAAUCAUAUAAAUGGUUGAAAUACCAGAACUUUUACAAGAGCCUGUCCACGACUUGCAUAUAUAGUAUGUAUGUAUGUAUAUAAUACAUUCAGGCAUACUUAUGUUUGAAAUUUGCAUAUACAUAUAUGGAAGGAUUUUGGUGUCAAUCUGUGGGCACUGGAGCAAUCUUAUUUCUUAACAGGAUAUUUUUUGUGAACAUUAUUUAAAAAUUGUGAACUCUAGGAUAAGGACAACAUUUUUGUUGUAUGAAUAUAAUAAAAUAUAAACUUGAGUAAAAA